AAUUUUAUUCAAAAAUGUUAUAAAUACAGAAGAAGAGAUUAAUAGACGCGCUAGAGUAAUUGGAUCGUGUUUUCAUCCAGAUAGAACUAAAAAUCCAAAAUGCCCAUUUUGGCUUAAAGGAAUAUAUAAAAGUCAAGGAGAUGAACUAUUUAAAUUAAUCUCAGAAUUCAAAGAACAUUUAUUGGAUAAUUUGAAUCAAUCCUCAGAAAGGCAAAAAAGGCUCAACAGAAACAAUUCCCAUACCUCAAUACUCUUUCAUAUCCAAAAAGUUUUCAUACUCUUUAUUUAUUCGUAUGCAAGUCCAUAUCUGAUAUACUAUUGUAAAAAAAGUAUUAGAUUAAAUAGUUCUGGAAUAUUGCACCCGUCCGUCGCAAGACCUAACCGUCGUCGCAAGAAACCAGACUAG
Molecule: messenger RNA, 406 nt
Organism: Cetraspora pellucida
Lineage: Eukaryota; Fungi; Glomeromycota; Glomeromycetes; Diversisporales; Gigasporaceae
Source: the annotation of a GenBank genome assembly